Parnassius mnemosyne (clouded apollo) is the source of this 927-nucleotide messenger RNA. The record is from the annotation of a GenBank genome assembly. NCBI's taxonomy places the organism in Eukaryota, Metazoa, Arthropoda, Insecta, Lepidoptera, Papilionidae.
AUGAAAUAUAUCGUUUUCUUCCCUUUGGGGGAAAACGUUCCUUAUUUCAUGGUCUGUGCCGUCGGCUUGACCAUAAUGAGAGGUGCGAAGUGUUAUACUCUAUGUAAAAAACUAAGAUAUUGGGUUACAUCAGCUGGAUCAGGUUUCUUCGGAUCUAGGUUCAUUUUAUUACAUCUCGUUACCCAAGCUUUCCAUGAUGCGGCGUACGUUUUUAAAGAAGACUUUCUCCAAGAUCCUUUGAAUAAUUCAAAGUCUUCUUGGGCCCAUGAAGAUGUGAUUUCUGACCACCCCGUAUCAACCAGGCCUCCAAGCGUAGAUUUCGCGCGUCCGGGAGAGGAACGUUCUGUGUCGCGUCCGAUAGAUGAUGCUGUAAAUUUCGAAUGCAAAUCGGACGGUCCAGUGCUCUUCGUCUCAGAUCCACCCUCCAAAAAACUCGUUCCCAUCUUGGUGGAGCUAGGAUGCAAGAUGCGUUCUGUUACUCUGAAGGAUGUUGAACAAGAUAAGGUCGUGAAGACCGUAGCUGCUCAUUUAAAAAAGACCGGUAAAGUUAAGGUGCCAGAACACAUGGAUCUGGUGAAGACUGGUCGGUUCAAGGAAUUGGCACCAUAUGAUCCUGAUUGGUUUUAUGUUCGUUGUGCUGCUGUUCUACGUCACAUUUAUAUCCGCUCGCCUGUCGGAGUGAAAACUGUCACCAAAAUAUUUGGAGGCCGUAAACGCAAUGGAGUCACACCAUCGCAUUUCUGCAGAUCAUCAGGAAGCAUUGCACGAAAGGCAUUGCAAGCACUUGAAGCUCUAAAAUUGGUAGAAAAGGUCCCUGAUGGUGGUCGCAUCCUCACAUUUCAAGGCAGACGGGAUUUAGACAGAAUCGCCGCACAAGUCCGCCAAAAAGCGAAACAGCAAGCUAAGCAGAGUGUGAUUGUACUGUAA